AUACCGGUCUCUCGAUUCUUUUCUCAGUGCUUGUCAUUGCUCUUUCUGGUCCAAAUCUCUUGUCGCACGUUGGGCUGCUUACUGGGAACCUGGUGAGCGUGGUCAUUGAAGCAGACGCCCGACUACGAGUACCGCGAAUCACACGGCACGGCAAUGUUCCACACGUUCCAGUCGUCCGUAGGGCUGCGCUCGCCCGGGGCGGACAGCGAUGGCUCGUCCACGAAGCCGAAUCGGGCCACGGGGUCCCGCAGGAUAUCGACGAGCAACGCAUGCGUCGAGUGCAGAAGGAGGAAGAUUCGCUGUGAUGGUACCCAGCCAUGCGGGCAAUGUCAGUGGUAUCAACAUCCCGAGGCAUGCGGAUACUCGAAACCGGCGCAGCGGGUUAUCCCGAGCAGGAAGUUGGUAGACAAGCUGUCCAGCAACAUCGAGCAAUACAAGAGCGUCCUCUCCAAGCUCUACCCUACCAAAGAUCUUGAUACACUCGCAAACCUUCCCCGUGAGGAACUCCUCGAACUGGCUCUCUCCACUCCUGCCGUUACAACAUCGCCAUCCACUGGACCUACGCAGAGCAUCUCAGAGACUGCAAUCGGAUCUGACGGCGCGGAGAGCUUAGAAGCACUUGAGCAAGCUCCUCCGGAAGACCCCUAUUGGGACGAAGCCAGAAAACAUCUAGUCAGGGUCCAGGGUAUUUCUGACGACGUCAACGGCUUGUCGAUGUCCGUCGACCGACUGUCUUCCUACGUCGGUAUAUCCUCGAUUACUGCAGCACUCAAAGUCAUUGUCAAAUGCGCGCCCCACGUGAAGCCCUUGAUUGCGCACAACACACAGGAAACAGCACUCCCAAGCCGAGCUGGUUCUCCCCCUCCCGAGCUGGCGGAUCCGAGCCCUUCGCCACUUCCUCCUCCGGCCCAAGGUCAACAGCUUAUUGAGAGCUAUUUCGAACGCGUCCACCUGUUCUUCCCCUUGAUUGAUGAGCGGAAACUGUGGUCCAUGUAUCUCUUUGGCGACAGGAAAGAUCCAGCAUGGCUGGCGCUGUUGAACAUGGUCUUUGCACUGGGGUCGCUGGCAUCGUCCACUGCAGACAAUGAGGCUCACUAUGUAUAUUUCAAUCGUGCGCGGCAGCAGCUCUCCUUGGAUUCAUUUGGCAGCGGCAAUCUGGAAGUCCUUCAGGCACUAGCGAUCAUGAGUGGUUACUACAUGCAUUACCUGAACCGGCCGAACGAAGCACAUUCUCUUAUGGGAGCAACACUUCGGAUGGCUACCGCAUUGGGCUUGCACCGCGAAUAUUCAGAGGCAUCGAGGAAUGAUCCAUCGAGGCAUCUUAACAUCACUGCCCCCGGUGAGGCUGACUCGAUAUCGCCCGAGAUGAGAAGGCGUAUCUGGUGGAGCCUGUUUUGUAUGGAUACUUGGGCAUCUACCACGACGGGCAGACCGUCUCUGGGUAGGAUGGGGCCGUCCAUUACUGUGCUUCCCCCAGGCACAGCUACUAGUUCGGGAACCGCUCUGCCGCAGCCGAAUACUCCUCAAUACAUUGAACAGUUGAAGACGCUACCACUGCAACAUGCUUCAGAAUUCUGCAAGAUUGCCACGCGCAUUCAAGAUCGACUGGUCGAGUCGCCGCUGCUUACACCCUCCGAGACCAGUCAAUACGACGCAGAGAUCGUGCGCUGGAACGAAGAACUCCCCUCCCUACUGUCGAAUCUCAACGAGCCCUGUCCUCCGUUCCUACAUCGUGUCCGCCUUGUCAUGAAGUGGCGAUUCCAGAACAUCCGCAUUGUGCUACACAGGCCGAUGUUACUAAGCACAGCUUUAAGACGCUGCACAUUUGCCAACCUGACGGCUGAAGAGAAGGUUGCGGUUGGAAAGUGCCGCAUCAUUGCGGCAAAGACUAUCGAAGACAUCUCCAACGAGUGUCUACCAGAUCUCAUCUCUGGUUGGAACGGCGUCUGGUUCACCUUCCAAGCCUGCAUGGUUCCCCUGGUCUCACUGUUCAGCGAUACGAGCAUGCCGGAAGAGGUAGAGAAGUGGAAGGCGAGCAUCGAGACGGCGCUUGCGUUCUUCGAGCGGAGUAAACCGUGGAGCAUUGCUGCGAAACGGAGCAAGGAUGCCAUUUCGAAACUCUACCAGGCCUACAAACUGCAAUUCUCAGGGCAAUUGCAACCUGAUCCGGCCCAGGCGCAGCACGCUUAUCACCACUCCAACAAUGGCGCCCCGGUCAUGGAAGGUUUUGGCUACAGCGGUGUUCCUGAUGUUAGCGCAUUGUCCAUGAACAAUGCUGUGUGGGGCAACGAUCCGAACUCGAUGCAGCAGUUGAGUGGUUAUUGGGAUGAUAUGAUGUGGGAUACGAAUCUUCCGGACAUGCUCGAGAACCCUUUCGGAUUGGGCAACGACUACGAUUUUCAGGGGGCAGCAGCCGCUCAUGAUUCGGGCGCCGCUUGCUGGAUGCCCGGCAACUGAGGGGUGGUGAUGUCUUCUGUAUACGCUCAGAGGCAUC
Messenger RNA from Westerdykella ornata, 2494 nucleotides. RefSeq lists its product as uncharacterized. Gene Ontology annotation, cellular component: nucleus. The coding region runs from base 154 to 2457 and encodes 767 amino acids. Gene Ontology annotation, molecular function: DNA-binding transcription factor activity, RNA polymerase II-specific; zinc ion binding; RNA polymerase II cis-regulatory region sequence-specific DNA binding. Lineage: Eukaryota; Fungi; Ascomycota; Dothideomycetes; Pleosporales; Sporormiaceae. The transcript has 3 exons. The record is from RefSeq and is a predicted model, not a curated record. Gene Ontology annotation, biological process: positive regulation of transcription from RNA polymerase II promoter by galactose; DNA-templated transcription.